This is a messenger RNA of Gigantopelta aegis, 1137 nucleotides long. RefSeq names its product zinc finger MYM-type protein 1-like. Lineage: Eukaryota; Metazoa; Mollusca; Gastropoda; Neomphalida; Peltospiridae. The transcript has a single exon. The coding region runs from base 1 to 1137 and encodes 378 amino acids. The record is from RefSeq and is a predicted model, not a curated record.
AUGUCGAAGAUGUUAAAGAAAAAAACAGAGAAAAGAGUCACUUCUCAGACACGGUUGCCCAUCUUACCGCCAGUGCCGUACCAGCCACUGGACGUCAACUGCAUGCCGGUGCAACGGCUCGCUAAACGAACGCUAUGUUUUCAGCGCGCGUGGUUCGAUAGCUUUCCAUGGCUCCACUUUGACGCUAACGUUAGCGGAGUACUCUGCUUUACUUGUGCUAAAGCAGCAUGCAUGGACUUGGCCGGCAUGGCGCGGUAUUCAGAGGACACAUUUGUUUCCAAGGGAUUUUGCAACUGGAAGAAGGCAAUUGAGAAAUUCAAAAUCCACGAAAAGACAUCUGCACAUAUGAUUUCUCAUAGCAACCUGAAAUUCCGGUCUUCCAACAACGACGUUGACGCACAGUUAAGUACGCACCAUCUUGAAGAACAAACGAAGGCGCGCAACGCUCUGCUGAAGAUUGUGACGACCGUCCAGUAUCUACCGCAGCAGGGACUGGCAAUACGCGGCAAACAGUCAAGCGACGGUAACUUCAUGAAGUUGUUAGAGCUGCGGAGCAACGAUGACGUCGUGUUACAGAGGUGGUUGACACGCACAACUUCAUACACAAGCGUUGCCGUGCAAAACCAACUGUUAAAAAUCAUGGCACACAUGGUGCUGCGAAAUAUUUGCAAGAACGUGGGCCUUUUUGCAGUCAUUGUCGACGGAACCCAAGACAUCCAAGGCGUUGAACAGGAGGCAAUAUGCGUGCGAUAUAUAGACGACGCUUACGACGUUCACGAGGACUUUAUCGGUCUGUACAGCGUAUCUGAGAUGACUGGUGCCAGCCUCAGCAAUAUGCUGCAAGACGCGUUGCUCAGACUCAACCUCCCAAUCACGCAUCUGAGAGCGCAAACGUAUGACGGAGCCAGCAAUAUGUCGGGCAAAUACCAAAGCUGCCAAGCACUGAUCAAGAAAGUACAACCACUGGCAAACUACACGCAUUGCGGUGCACACAUCACGCACCUCAUCUGUGCGAAGGCCAUCGAGAGUGCACCGUUCCUUCGCGAUGCUCUUAACGUGGUGCAGGAACUGGGCGGCUUCUACAACUCAUCAGGCAAAUUUAAAAAAUUUGUAUCUCGAUCUGCAAGUUAUGGAUGA